AUGCCGCCUUUCAAAGCUCGGGACCGCAAACAAAGGCAUAGGCGGCAAGAUGGAAAGGCUACCAGCGCUCCGGUUGACACCAAUGUCACCGAAAUCGUUCCUGUUUCCAAGGCGGAGAAAGAGGCGAAGCGGCAGCAGCUGAGGGAACAGCUCAGGGAGCAACAGCCAAAGAUGUCUGCCAAAAAGAGGAAGCGUCUUGAUAAAUAUAUUGAAACGAAAUUAAGGAAGGAGGAGAAUCUAGAGUUGAUGAAAAAGCUCGCGGAAACAAAGCUUGACCUGACCGAAUUUCGGAGUAUCAAGGAUAUGAGCAAGAGGGAGAAGAAACAACAUGGCGGCACAGAUAGUACACUCCAAUCUCUAGACGCUGGGUUGUCAGGAGAUGAAUCGGACGAAUUAGAGACCGGAUUACGGGAGAGGAAUGCUACGGCUCCUGAUGUGAAAAAACCCGCGGCUCAAAUCCAGGUUGGAAGCGGUCUGAAACGGCCACUUGAUUUGGGAUCGGAUGGCUUUCCAAUCCUCAAAAAAAGAAAGAAGACGCGGAAGCCGAAGUCAGUCGUGCAGGAUCUUCCUUGGGAAGGCUUCGAUUCGGGAGAAGAUGAGGAUGCCAGUGACGGUGAAAAGGAAAGCGGAACUCUACUUCACGACGCCAGUAACGACGAUGACUCUGAUGACAGUAAUUUGGAAGGUCAGGCUGAAAACGAAAAUGAUGCAUUGCAAGACGAGGACAGCCAAGAAACGAGCGAUACGGACGAUGACGAUGACGAUGACGAUGACGAUGAGGAAAGCGAUGAUGAUGAUGAAACUAAAUUGGAUAUCCGUCCGAGGAACUCCGCCUUCAAAGCUUGGGCUACACAACAAAUCAAUGAAGCUAUUGGAUUCAAGCCCAGCUCGGAUCAACCUCUCUCAGAGCAAAUUUCCGCCUCUACUGAGUUCCUUGAGAAACGGGGCAAAGCCUCCAGGUAUACAAUCUAUGAGGAAGAGCCAGUGCCUCAGGAACUUCAACCUACCACUGGAGAUCCAGAUCGUAAGGCAUUUACCGUGAAUGUCAACCGAUCAGAGGAGGUCCAGGAAGCCCGCUUGAAGCUCCCCGUUGUAGGUGAAGAGCAGAAAAUCAUGGAAGCUAUCUAUAACAAUCCGUCUAUUGUUAUCUGGGGAGCCACAGGAAGUGGUAAAACAACACAGCUACCGCAAUUCCUUUUUGAAGCGGGCUAUGGUCACCCAGACGGUCCGAACCCCGGCAUGAUAGCUGUCACUCAACCCCGUCGUGUCGCAGCAGUCAGCAUGUCGAAACGUGUGGGAGAUGAACUUGGCGAGUACUCAGACCGCGUCUCUUACCAGAUUCGAUUCGAUACGAAUGUUUCCAGUAAUACUGCUGUUAAAUUCAUGACCGAUGGUAUCUUACUUCGGGAAAUCGCAAAGGACUUUUCUUUGAGCAAAUAUUCCAUUGUCAUCAUUGAUGAAGCUCACGAAAGGAGUGUCAACACAGACAUAUUGAUUGGCAUGGUCAGUCGUAUUGUCGAUCUCAGAGAAUCUAUGCGCAAGGAAGACCCUUCGGUUAAGCCGCUUAAACUAGUCAUCAUGUCGGCGACGCUGCGAAUAUCUGAUUUCACGCAAAACCAGCAUCUUUUCCGCCAUGGGACCCCGCCAUUGGUUCAAGCCGAAGGCCGACAAUAUCCUGUCACUAUACACUUUGCGCGGAGAACUCGCCGAGACUAUGUAGAGGAAGCAUACCGCAAGGUCUCAAGGGGCCAUCGCAAACUUCCCCCGGGUGCUAUGCUUGUCUUUCUCACAGGUCAGAAUGAGAUUAAACAACUCUCCAAACGACUGAAGCAAGCCUUUAAGCCUACUCAACGCGGCGAGACUGUCCAAGGCAAGCUCCAACUCUCAGCUGCAGACGCGCCGCUUGAGACAGAGGAUAUUGAACUAGGCGUCACAACGACUGGGCCACAGGGAGGAGAUGACGAUAGCGAUGUCGAUAUCGUCGGGCUAGAUGAUGACGAAGAUGAUGAAGAGGACGCCGAUUUCGACAUCGGUGAGGAGAGUGUAUCCUCUUCCACUAAAGUCCAUGUGCUUCCUUUGUACUCCCAACUACCCACCAAGGAACAGCUAAAAGUUUUCGAACCACCUCCGGAAGGUUCGCGGCUCAUUGUCUUGGCAACAAAUGUCGCUGAGACCAGUUUGACGAUUCCAGGUAUCAAGUAUGUCUUCGACUGCGGGCGGUCGAAAGAAAAACAGUACGAUCUCAGUACUGGGGUUCAGACAUUCCAAAUUGGCUGGAUCAGCAAAGCCAGUGCCAGUCAAAGAGCCGGUCGUGCGGGACGUACAGGCCCUGGCCACUGUUAUAGAUUAUACUCAAGUGCAAUAUACGAGGGGGACUUUGCGGAAUACACUGAGCCGGAAAUACUGCGUACACCUAUUGAAGGCGUAGUGCUGCAGAUGAAGAGCAUGGGCUUACAUAACGUGAUCAACUUUCCUUUCCCAACCCCGCCGAGUCGUCAGGGAUUGGCCAAAGCAGAGAAAUUGCUGAGGUACCUAGGAGCACUGAAAGCCGAUGGGCAAGUGACGGAGAUCGGAAAGAAGUUGUCACUGUAUCCCUUGUCGCCCAGAUAUGGCAAAAUGUUACAGAUUGGCCAUCAACAUGGCUGCAUGCCUUACGUGAUAGCCCUUGUGUCGGCAUUGGCAGUUGGCGACCUUUUUGUCCAAGAAAGUGAAGUCGACAUGACAGUAUCAAGACACAGUACGGAUAUGGAGAAGGUAUACACAAACGCAGACAGGCUGGAAGAUACACAGCGCGAAAGUCGUCGUAAAGAUUUCAACCGAGCACAGCGUCUGCUCAGCAAACACGAUGAUACUUCAGAUGCAUUGAAGUACCUAUCGGCCAUUUGCGCAUACGCCUACUCGAGCGGCUCUUCCGAUGAGGAAGAAUCUUUUUGCGAGCAGAUGUUUUUGCGCAGCAAGGGCCUCAAAGAAGCAUCCCAGCUUCGGGGUCAACUCACGGACAUUGUCCGCGCCAAUAACCCUGGACUCCUUGGACCGUAUCAGCCGCGUCUUCCCGAACCGACAGCGAAGCAGGUGAAGGCUCUCAAGCAGAUUGUCACGGCUGGGUUUAUUGAUAACGUUGCCAUUCGCGCUGACGCAUGUCCUGAGCCUCCGGAAAUGGAUCGCAAGCCACGACGAGCCAUCGAUGUACCUUACUACACCUUGUUCCGUUCACAAGAAGGCCGUGCAGUCGAACUAUCCGAAAAAGCGGUAUAUAUACAUCCAUCGUCGAUUCUCACGCAGUUGACACCCAAAGAAAUGCCCCAGUAUAUAGUGUAUUCGCACCUGCAACGAUCAACGGCUUCUCGUGUGCCUGCAGCAGACGGCAGUGCUCCCAAAGUGCGGAUGUUUCCUUUAUCUGCACCAAGCGGUCUACAACUGUCGGCCCUUGCGAACGGCACCCCUCUGAUUGAGUACGGGAAGCCAAUUGGCAAGGUUGAAUCAUUGGGCGGAAAACCGGAACGUCGCCAAUGUUUCGUUGUGCCUUCUCUAGUCGGCGAACCUGGAAGUACGGGAUGGCCACUGCCAGCAAAGAAGGUUGUUCAGGUCAAGGAUCCCAAAGAAGGCUGGAUCGUCGAGAAGUUUCUUUCCUAA
Talaromyces atroroseus is the source of this 3633-nucleotide messenger RNA. RefSeq lists its product as hypothetical. Gene Ontology annotation, cellular component: intracellular anatomical structure; nucleolus. Gene Ontology annotation, molecular function: RNA binding; ATP binding. The transcript is spliced from 2 exons. The record is from RefSeq and is a predicted model, not a curated record. Gene Ontology annotation, biological process: maturation of SSU-rRNA from tricistronic rRNA transcript (SSU-rRNA, 5.8S rRNA, LSU-rRNA). The coding region runs from base 1 to 3633 and encodes 1210 amino acids. Lineage: Eukaryota; Fungi; Ascomycota; Eurotiomycetes; Eurotiales; Trichocomaceae.